GUUCUUUCUUCGACUUUCCUCACACUGAUGCCAAGAGUCCCUGAGGGCGCAGCUGUUGCCACAGUCACAUCUUCUGACAGAAGGAACCAUGACCAAGGCAGCAGACACCAAGCACCAUCAUUCUAUGAUCCAGAGGCUGUUAAUUCUAUUGAGCUGUGGAUACACCAAGCUGCUGGCUCAGUCUCCUACUCUCUGCUGUAGUUUUGACGUUAACAACACAUUCAAUGACAAUGUCACAUCUGGACUGUGGAACUAUGAAGUCCAAGGUGAAGUGAAAACAGUACCUUUUAUUCUCAACAGAAAUAACAAAUGUCAUGUCACUAGUGAUUUUGAGAACAGACUCAAUGCCACAGAGAUCUGUGAAAAACAGCUUCACAGUCUACAAGGUCAAGUUUAUCACUUCCAAGAUGUGCUACUUCAAAUGCGGGGGGAGAAUAACACAAUCAGAGAGCCCCUCACUCUGCAGUCCAUUGUGUGUGGCUGGUAUGCAGAUGAACGAUUCAUGGGAUCAUGGAAGGUAUGCCUCAAUGGAAGCAAAAUAUUUCAUGGUGACAUCAAGAGAUGGCUUCACAUCUAUUCUGGAACCAACUGGACAGAAGAGAUAUUGGAGAAAAUCAAAAAUCUAAAUGACUUCUUAAACAGGACAUCACAGGGUGAAUUCAAGAACAAGUUUAAGGAGUAUAAUUUGCACUGUAAGGAAAACCAGGAGCCUACAGCCUUGUCAACCACUGCAGAUGUGGGCCGACCUUCAUCCAGAGCAUGCACAUCCAACCCCUCUGUCCUGCUGAUAAUGCUCAGCUGCUUCCUUCUGUAUGUUUUCUGAGGGGAAUCCUUGACAAUGACAGGGUGAAGAUGCUCCAGAGAAAGUCAUGAGAAUUCAUCUGGUGCAGCCACUGCCCCUUUCAUCAUCCUCAACACAUGACUCAUCAUGCUGAUGACAAAGUGUUUCAAGGUCUUUCCACUCCGUGCUAGGCACUGUGGCCCUUGCUAACCACAGGCUACUUUAUCUCUGGGUGAUUUGCCCAUAAUAUGGAAUUACAUGAUCUAGAUAUUUGGAUAAAAAAAUAGUGAUGUAUCCAUACCAAGCACAAGAAAUAGAAUAUUCAGAUCUUCCUAAUGGGAGUGUGAUGGUUCUUCUCCUGUAUAUAUCAUCAUCAGUGUCUAUGUGAGAGUGAGACAGACUAGGAAGAGCCUGUACAAGGCAACAUUCUGUACACUACAAUUGAAAAAAUAGAUAUAUGUGCUAUUGAAUAUGACUAUAUAUGAUAGAAACAAACUACUUUAUAACAUAAAGUGACAGUUUAUAAUAUUAUUACUUUUAUAGGUGAGUUUUUGUGAUAUACACUAAGUAGUCCAGCUAUGGCCACAUGUACACUGGAGCAGCAGAGAACUUGGAACCCACUCUGUCCGAUAGACUGGAUGCUCCUGCAGUGGCAAUCUGGUAGUGAAAUCUGGAAGGUCCUGGGCAGCUGUCACUACUGAUUCCACACCCUUUGGCAGGUUCUGGGUCAGUGCUGCUCUCCACUGUGCUGAGAGAAGCUCCUCUGUGCACAUCUAGAAGCUGUGAUGCAGGGGAGUGAACUCAUGAUUGUUGCCUCUGACCUCUACAUGGGCACUUUUGCACAAGUGCACUAGCACUCACACAUUCUAAAAUUGUGGUGAUUAUAGAGUGUGUAGUUCACUGUUGAAACACUUUCUGUUUUGAAGCAGGGUCUCACUCUGUAGACCAGGCUGUCCUGGAACUCACAGAAACAUACCUACCUUUGCCUUGCCAGCAUUGGGUUUAAUGAUGUCUGCCACCAUGCCUGACUGGUCAUUUGAAUAUAAGCUCUAAAAGUGUGCUACUACAGAAUUAGAGCUUUAAAAUGUCACCAAUGUCACCCAGAUUAAUUUGUAAAUUUUAGCAGCAUUGUUUAGACAAGCACUACUGAUGUAUCUGAGGCAUCACUAAAGGAAACCUGCAACAAGUAAGCCUAGGAACCAGAAAAUGAGGAGUGUGUGUUUAGUAGGGGUCAGAGGUGACUACAUCAGGUCCCCAGACCUUAGCACAACUGACUCCAUGAUGGAAGUGUUAUUCAGGCUGUAAAACUCAGCACACAGACAUCACCUACAGCCAAAAUGAAACAAAGACCUAAUCCACCAAAGUCCAUAGUUCUGAGAAAGUCUCUAAUUGUAACAACUUUGCUUUUUGGCUUCUGUAGCUCUGCUUCUGGAUAAACCAUAAAGUGGUUUUGUGUUUAAAAGCUCACCCUGGGGAUGGCUCAUUCUACAUUGGAAUUCCAAACAUUUAGAAUAAUCAGGGCCAGCUAAUGAAGAGUUUCUAUUGGCUUAAACACCUUUGGUGGGGAGUUAAGUAGUGGAGCAAGCACAGAGAAGAAACUGCAGUCAGGACAUAAAGUAAAGUAAUUAAUCUAAAAAAUAGUCUGAGCAGUCUUCUCUGCUGAAUUCCCCUAGAACAGUAACGUCUAUCCUCCAAUUUCCUUACUAGGAGGUCUUUAGUACAGAUUCCUGAUAUGUAAUUAAUCACUAAAUGUCUUUAAUGGGAUCUCUUUCUAUUGAGAUAUUUGUAAACUUUCUUCAUGUGAUUGGUUUACAGAUAUUCAGGUUUCUGCAAAUGGGUGCUGUCUAUAUUAUAGAAUUUUUAGUUGAAAUUUUCAAAAUACUCUUUGAGUAUUCUCUUGUAAUUAUAUUACUUUACAAGGUUUGUGGGGCAUCUCUUUCAUUUGUGAUUACAUGGUUGCAGUAUUCUUUUUGUUCUUAGUCAGACUGUAUAAUUGUCUGUGAAGUCCAGUAAACUUUUG
This is a messenger RNA of Mus musculus (house mouse), 2801 nucleotides long. RefSeq names its product UL16 binding protein 3 (gene Ulbp3). NCBI's taxonomy places the organism in Eukaryota, Metazoa, Chordata, Mammalia, Rodentia, Muridae. The transcript is spliced from 6 exons. The record is from RefSeq and is marked validated. Bases 89 to 823 code for a protein of 244 amino acids.